CGGUGACGUCGUAUCCCUGCGCCGGAAGUGUGGCUCCGUGGGCGUUUUGCGCUCUGCAGAGGCUGCAGCGAGGGAACCAUGGCGUCCCCGGCGAUCCCCGCUCCUCCUCCUCCGCCUCCUCCUGGGGCGCCCCCCGGGGUCCCUGGGGCGAAGGGAGGCGGCAAGAAGAGCGGCGAAGAGCGGCUCAAGGAGAUGGAGGCCGAGAUGGCGCUGUUUGAGCAGGAGGUGCUGGGAGCCCCAGUCUCUUUGCCUCCGGUUGCUCCGGUGGUAGAAGCCGUCCCAGUUGCUUUGGCGGUUCCAGCCGUAUCCGCAGUGCCCCCGGUUCCUGUCAUCCGCCCCAUCAUUGCAACCAACACCUAUCAGCAGGUCCAGCAAAGUCUGGAAGCCCGAGCAGCAGCUGCAGCCACAGUAGUGGCCCCAAUUGUGGCUCCUCCAGUUCCAUUUGUGGGCCCAGCUGUUCCCCCACAACGGCCUCCCAUCCUCCGGCCAACUUUUGUGCCCCAUGUCCUGCAGAGAUCUGGUGGUCCUCGGCCCAUGCCAAUGCGCCCUCCACAUCACCAGCCCAUGGUGGGGCCUCCCAUGCCUGGUCCCCAAGGCCCACCAAUGCUGAUGGGGCCACCAAUGCAGAGAGCACCUGGUCCCCCCUUAGGAGGCAUAGGACCUAUGAGACCUGGUCCUCCUGUGAGUGCCUUUGGGAGGGCUGGCGACAGGGUUGGUCCAGGGAUUCCUGUUGGCCCUUUGGCUCCCUUGGUGCCUGUUCCUCGACCUGUGGUGGCUCCUCCAAAAGUGAACCCAACUGUCAUACAAGCUGCUCCUACUGUAUAUUCUGCCCCACCAGUGAAGAAGCAAGAGGAAGAACACCGAGAGCCCCCAGCACCUGUGGUGGAGGAGAAGGAGCCCAUUGGGCCAGAGGAACCAGUGAUUGGUCCAAGCAUGCCAGAAGUGGAGCCGGUCCAAGUAGUGGAUGCACGAGGUCUUCCUGCUCUACGUGGACAUGACCUGGUUCCUGCACGAGGGAAACGACCCCGAGGAACUGAUGCUGGAUUUGUACCAGUAGAGCCUGUAAUAGAAAGUACACCAGAAGACAAGAAGAAAACGAAACAGGAGAAGUUGAAGCGCUGCAUUCGUACGGCAGCUGGGACAUGCUGGGAAGAUCCCAGCCUACUCGAAUGGGACCCUGAUGAUUUCCGGAUCUUCUGCGGGGAUCUGGGCAAUGAAGUGAAUGAUGACAUCCUUGCACGUGCCUUCAGCCGCUACCCAUCCUUUCUGAAGGCCAAGGUUAUCCGGGACAAACGCACUGGCAAAACAAAAGGUUAUGGUUUUGUCAGCUUCAAAGAUCCAAAUGACUAUGUCCGUGCCAUGCGUGAGAUGAACGGAAAAUAUGUUGGAAGCCGGCCUAUCAAACUGCGGAAAAGUAUGUGGAAGGAUCGUAACAUUGAUAUAGUGCGUAAGAAACAAAAGGAGAAGAAGAAACUGGGACUGAGGUAAUCAUGUAGAGAUGAUGGAGUCUGCUCUUGUUCCCUUUCAUCAAUUCAACAAUUCAAAGGAAUCUGGCAUCACUGGAAGUGAUCAGCCUUGCCCUCUGCUGAGCUGAAGGACAUUGCAAGGAUACUCUGCCAGCUGAGGAUUGGAGGUGAUCUGUAGCUCUUCUGAUUGCCUUCCAGACUGAAUCCUCCUGUGUAUGGGAACCCAGUGAAUGCUCACAUAUGUCUGCUGAAUUCUCUGUAGACUUAAUAGCAGCUUUCAGGACUCACUGUGAAGGAGCUGCACAACCAUUAAUCAUGUCUGGGAAUAUUUCCCAGUCAUCAACAAUAUCUACAGCCAGCAGUGUUCUAAGUCAAUAAAUUUGUGUGUAACUUUUUA
This is a messenger RNA of Sceloporus undulatus (fence lizard), 1863 nucleotides long. RefSeq names its product RNA binding motif protein 42 (gene RBM42). The transcript is spliced from 10 exons. The record is from RefSeq and is a predicted model, not a curated record. Gene Ontology annotation, molecular function: mRNA binding. NCBI's taxonomy places the organism in Eukaryota, Metazoa, Chordata, Lepidosauria, Squamata, Phrynosomatidae. Bases 79 to 1488 code for a protein of 469 amino acids.